GCGCUGGCAUCCUGGCCAUGGCCAACGCGGGGCCGGACACCAACGGCAGCCAGUUCUUCCAGCUGGGCCCGGCGCAGUGGCUGGAUGGGAAGCACAGCAUCUUCGGGAGGGUCUGCCAGGGCAUGGGGGUGCUGGGCCGGCUGGCCAUGGUGGAGACUAACGCCCAGGACCGGCCCCUCGACGAUGUCAAGGUCAUCAAGGCUUUUCCUUCAGGGUAG
Molecule: messenger RNA, 218 nt
Organism: Balearica regulorum gibbericeps (East African grey crowned-crane)
Lineage: Eukaryota; Metazoa; Chordata; Aves; Gruiformes; Gruidae
Source: RefSeq, a predicted model, not a curated record